GGAAAGAACCUGCUUUGUCAUUGGGCCAUUGGGAGGGGCAGCAACUUGCAGUGACGUGAAUCCGACUUCCCUCCCAGCUUAACAGCCCUGGGUGUCACCAACACGGCAUGGAGCUCGGUGCCAUGGGGCCAGUGUGUGGGGUUCCUUGGCUACGACCCAGUCUCCGGGGAUAAGUUUCCUUCACGCGUGUCUGGACCUGGAGCCCAACACAUUCCGUGAUGGCGACUGCUGGGAUCAGAGACAAGCUGAGCUGCUCCAUCUGCCGAGACAUUUAUACCGAUCCCGUUACCCUGCCCUGUGGCCAUACCUUCUGCCGGGGCUGCAUUGGGAGAACAUGGGACUGGCAGAAGAGCAUAGGGGAAGAUCCAUCAUGUCCUGAAUGCAGAGAGAGAUACAGGAGACAACCUGAACUGAAAAGGAACCUGAGGCUGAGUAACAUAGCGGAGCGAUUCCUUUCUACUCCCCCAGAGCAUGAUGGGACGGGGAUCUACUGCACUUACUGUAUUCACUUUCCUGUACUUGCUGCUAAAUCCUGUCUCCUGUGUGAGGCUUCUCUAUGUGAUGGCCACGUGAGGGUCCACAGCAAGUCAGCAGAACAUGUACUCACUGAGCCCACCGCCAACCUGGGGAACAGAAAAUGUUCUGCCCACAAUGAGCCCCUAAAGUAUCACUGCUGUGAGGAUGGGGCCCCUGUCUGUGCCUCCUGCUGCCUGGCCGGGGGGCACCGGGGUCACAGGGUGGAGCUGCUGAGUGAGGCCUCUGAGAAGAAGAAAGAGAAACCCAUGGCGGCUGCCAAUCUGAGAGACGAGCUGAGCUGCUCCAUUUGUAAGGACAUUUAUACCGAUCCCGUAACCCUGCCCUGUGGGCACAACUUCUGCUGGGGCUGCAUUGAGAGAACAUGGGACUGGCAGGAGGGGAUAGAGGAAGAUCCAUCAUGUCCUGAAUGCAGAGAGAGAUACAGGAGGCGGCCAGAACUGAAAAAAGACCUAACACUUGGUACCCUCGUAGAACAGUUCUUUCCUUCUAACCAAGGGCAGGAUGGGAUGGGGAUCUUCUGCACUUAUUGUAUUAACUCUUCUGUACCCGCUGCUCAAUCCUGUCUCCUGUGUGAGGCUUCUCUAUGUAAUGACCACGUGAGGGUCCACAGCAAGUCAGCAGAACAUGUACUCACUGAGCCCACCACCAACCUGGGGAACAGAAAAUGUUCUGCCCACAAUGAGCCCCUAAAGUAUCACUGCUGUGAGGAUGGGGCCUGUAUCUGUGUGUCCUGCUGCCUGGCCGGGGGGCACCGGGGCCACAGGGUGGAGCUGCUGAGUGAGGCCUCUGAGAAGAAGAAAGAGAAACUGAGAAAUCUUGUAAAGAAAUGGACUUCAGAAAUAGCGGAUAUUGAGAAUAUGCAGAAAAGAGCAGCUAAUCACACAGACCAAGCGGCCGCCCUGUUUGGGGACAUCAGGGAAUGGCUAGAAGCCCUAAAGAAGCGAGUCCUGAGCGAGAUCUCCAGGCACGAAGAACAAUUUUCACUAAGAAUUUCUGAAUUCAUCCAACAGCUGGAAAAAAAGAAAAGUCAUCUGUCAAGGGAGAUCCAUCACACCGAGAAGCUGUUACAUACAGAUGAUCCAUUAAUGAUAGUACGGGGGGAAUCCGAUAGGGCGGAGCUAUCAGAUAGUGAGGAGGACGAUGAUGAGGAGGAUGUUGAGGGGGGAAAUUAUAAGUUUAUUUAUGAAAAUGUUCUUGAUAUAGAUUAUAUCUCUGAGAUAUUUCUAACAGGUUUGAAUGGGUUUGUGAAUGGGGCAAAGAGAUGGGGCAUAAAUGGGGAGGAGGCUACAGACAUGUUGGGGGAUAUUAUGGCUCGGAAUGAGGCAGAAUUAGAAUUUAGCGCUGGGGCCCCCAGUCCCGUCUAUCAAAUCCCAGAGACAAAUAGAGACUCACAACCUGCUGCUCAGCAAAACCAGCAACUAAAACAUAAACUUAUGCAACGUUUCCCGCGCAGAAACAUUGACCCCUAUUAUGGGAAGGAGGCCGUAGGUAUGUCGGUGGAUAUAAACACUGCUAGUAAUCAGGUCUCUGUAUUGGAAGAGGGCAAACUGGUCACCUACUCGGCAACCAGGCUCCGUCGCCCCCAAACCCCACAGAGAUUCCAGGAUUUCCAGGCUUUAAGCACCAGGAGUUUCCCCUCGGGGCGACAUUACUGGGACAUGGAGGGCGGGGAAAACGGAGGCUGGAGGGUAGGAGUGGCCUAUCCCAGUAUAGAGAGGGGCGGGGCACAGUCCUACACUGGAAAUAAUGACAAGUCCUGGGCCUUGUGGAGGUGGGAUAAUAACUAUACUGUGAUACAUAAUAAAGAAGAAACCAAAUUACGCUGUCAACCUGAACAUAGAAAAAUAAGGAUCUUCUUUGACUAUGAGGCCGGACGCCUGUCCUUCUAUGAGCUGAUUCGUCCAAUCAGGCACUUACACACCUUCACCGUCACCUUCACUGAGCCCCUUCAUGCUGCAUUCUGUGUCUGGGGGGAUAACGCCUGGGUGAGGAUCAUUAGUUAGGGCCCUGCCCCCUACACUAAAGGGGACGUAUUCUCAACUCUGUCAGCUCUGCUGCCAACAAAGCCAGGAGCCUCUCUAUUUUACUGUACGGAUUGUUUUUUUUAUAAUAAAUCAGGAUGUAACUUUCA
Messenger RNA from Xenopus tropicalis (tropical clawed frog), 2668 nucleotides. Its product is annotated as E3 ubiquitin/ISG15 ligase TRIM25. NCBI's taxonomy places the organism in Eukaryota, Metazoa, Chordata, Amphibia, Anura, Pipidae. Bases 219 to 2540 code for a protein of 773 amino acids. The record is from RefSeq and is a predicted model, not a curated record. Gene Ontology annotation, biological process: antiviral innate immune response. The transcript is spliced from 3 exons. Gene Ontology annotation, molecular function: zinc ion binding.